This is a messenger RNA of Colias croceus (clouded yellow), 1820 nucleotides long. RefSeq names its product GPI transamidase component PIG-T (gene PIG-T). The transcript has 3 exons. Gene Ontology annotation, cellular component: GPI-anchor transamidase complex. Gene Ontology annotation, biological process: attachment of GPI anchor to protein. The record is from RefSeq and is a predicted model, not a curated record. Lineage: Eukaryota; Metazoa; Arthropoda; Insecta; Lepidoptera; Pieridae. Bases 129 to 1799 code for a protein of 556 amino acids.
UUGUCAAUCGCAAAAAAAUGGUUCAACUUGAAGUAGUUUUUUUUCAAUAUAAUUUAAAUAUAAAUAUUUACUAUUAAAUGUAAUGUUUUAGAUUGUAUUUAAUCUAGUUGUGAACUUAAAACUAAAAAAUGACGAAUCCUUUCUUUCUCUGCUUUUCCUUAUUUUUAUCUACCCAAAUAUUCUGUGUUACCGGUGAUGUAUAUAAAGAAGAAAUAUUAAUUAAACCCUUACUUCCUAUUCAUUUAUAUGUUAAUUUCCAAUUCAUCACACAAGUAACUGGUGGCGCUUCUGAGCAUUCUCAUUUAGCCCCACGUUCACUACGAGAAAUUAUGUCUCAUUAUCAAGUUGAAGAGUUACAUUUAACUUUAACUGAAGGUCAAUGGAGACAUAAACAGUGGGGAUAUCCAGUCCUGGAUGCGGCACCUGGUGCAGAACUAUAUGCAUGGUUUUCUCCAAAUGUUUCAAAUAUAGAUGAUCAAUGGAAGAAAUUGAGUUCUACUCUUUCUGGUCUUUUUUGUGCUUCACUAAAUUUUAUAGACAACCACAAUACAAUAUCACCACAAAUGGCUUUGUGGCCUCUAGGAGCCAUGCAUACAAAUAUUAAUAGUACAGCAUAUUUGAGAUAUGCUUCACUACCCAGAGAAAUAGUAUGCACUGAAAACUUAACUCCUUGGAAAAAAUUACUCCCAUGUGAAUCUAGUCAUGGAUUUGCAGCACUUUUAAAUUCAAGGCUAAUUCAUAAUACAAAUUAUCAUUCUAUAGGAAUCCAUGUGAGAAAAACAUGCCAGAAUGAGGAUUGUACUGAACAUAAUUUGGAGAUAAAACAAACUGUUUCUCUUGUGUAUGACUUCAAAAUAAUUAAUAAUGCAAAUUGGUCUUUCAAAUCACUAUUUGGACAAGGGCUAUUCGGGGCAUGCCCCAUGUCCACAUCAAGCAAAAUCUAUGUUGAUAUAACAUCAAAUGGAACAGAACCAUUUAAAUUAACACCCGCACCAAAUAGUAUAGUUCAGUCAAGCAGAGGUGGAAGUGAAACCAUAUUUGCAAUAUAUGAAAUAAAACAUGACACACCGAUGAUAAACAUAGGGGCAAAAUAUGGAAUACACACUAAAUUUUUAGUACCAGUUCCACCACCUCUACAUUUUAAUAGAUAUGUCCUGGGAUAUGGAAAGGAAUUUGGUGGGAUAGUAACUGAAAUUGUAAAUAACUAUUGGGCACCCAUAGAUAUUGUUUUAUUAGAGAAUGCCCCGUGGUGGCUGCCAAUACAAUUGAGCACACUUAGAGUUAAUGGAGAGGCUGAAAGUAAUGUAGUAAUGAAACAGUAUUAUUCUCCAGGCAGAAGUAGACAGAGGCCAUACCACUUGGAAUUAUUGCUAAGGUUGCCACCCAAAUCUACAACAACAGUGACAAUUGAUUUUGAAUUUGUAUUCUUAAAAUGGCAAGAAUAUCCACCAGAUGCCAAUCACGGUUUUUACAUAGGCUCUGCAAUCAUUACAGCAAAUUUACCAACGGCAAAAAAUUAUACUAGUCUUCCUAUAGAUGGUGUGACUUUUGAUUCAGUUUUUAAUGCUUCCAAACCAUGGUACUCUGCAGUAUUCAGAACCAAUGGAGCAAUGGUCUCAUUACCUACACCUGAUUUUAGUAUGCCAUAUAAUGUUAUUUGUCUUGCAUGUACUGUUGUUGCAUUGGCCUUUGGCCCUCUUCACAACAUAUGCACCAAAGAAUUAGUAUUAAAACCAACAGGAUCACCUCUAUCGUUACGCCAAAAAAUUAUUAAUUUUUUUAAGAAAAAGAAGGAUUAGUAAUAAAUUGAUAUAAAUAUA